Molecule: messenger RNA, 766 nt
Organism: Pseudophryne corroboree (corroboree frog)
Lineage: Eukaryota; Metazoa; Chordata; Amphibia; Anura; Myobatrachidae
Product: histone H2B 1.1-like
Exons: 1
Coding region: 40-420 (126 amino acids)
Cellular component (GO): nucleosome
Molecular function (GO): DNA binding; protein heterodimerization activity; structural constituent of chromatin
Source: RefSeq, a predicted model, not a curated record
CCACAGAUUUUCUGCAUUGUGCCGAAAAGAUCCUCUAGAAUGCCUGAUCCAGCAAAGUCUGCCCCAGCGCCUAAGAAAGGCUCUAAGAAAGCGGUGACCAAGACCCAGAAGAAGGAUGGGAAGAAGCGUAGGAAGAGCAGGAAGGAGAGUUACGCCAUUUACGUCUACAAGGUGCUGAAGCAGGUGCACCCUGACACCGGCAUCUCCUCCAAGGCUAUGGGCAUCAUGAACUCCUUUGUCAAUGACAUCUUUGAGCGCAUUGCUGGGGAAGCUUCUCGCCUGGCUCAUUACAACAAGCGCUCCACCAUCACCUCCCGGGAGAUCCAGACCGCCGUACGCCUGCUGCUGCCGGGAGAGCUGGCCAAGCACGCCGUGUCCGAGGGCACCAAGGCUGUCACCAAGUACACCAGCGCCAAGUAAUCACCCCCUUCUCUAACCCACAUCAACACAAAGGCUCUUCUAAGAGACACCCACCUCCUCUAAUCGGGCUGUGACUAUCAUGGUUAUUAUAUGUGCUGCUUGCAAAUCUGUCUUAUGUAUUUCAGUUCCUGAUGUAGAUCGGUCAUAUAUAGUCAUCAUAUUACAGAUGUCAGCAUUAGUGCUUACAUAAAGCAAUCCAUAGAGCAAUGACUGCCCGUGUAGCUGCUGCAGAACUAGAGAAUUAUUGUAUCUUAUUCCAAUGUUACAAAGUAUCAGUAGAUUGUAGCAAUUGGUCCCGUUGUUCGUAUCACUUUGACUCUCCUAUAAACACAGUUGUUAAAAGGUU